CUUGUACUAGUUGGAGGAGUCUCACUGAACCCAACUGCCAGGGCAAAACCUGGCCGGCAAAACAAGAACCUCGCCGGGAAACUCAGGUGGAGUGGCCGUCUUCCGUCAGAAACUGCGAUAGAACCGUCGUCCAGAGACUAGCAUUAAUCUGAAUGGGUUAUAUUCAGUAUGGUAGACACGGUCUUAGGAAUACAUUUGGGUUUACAAAUGCAAGCAAUGUGUUCAGAAACUCCAUGAGACAACCUUUGGAGUGUGCAGGCACUACAUUACCCUCAUGUUCUCGUAUUCACGGAAAGGUUCUCUAUUCCACUUCUUCUGAUGCCAGAAUAGUGCAGGACCUUCUUGCUCAAGUAGAGAGGGAUAGGCUGAGAGAGAAAAAUGAUAGAAAAAGGGCUGGUUUAGACACUGCCGAUGUUGAUGCUGAGUCGGAGGAGGAUUACAUGGGUAUAUCCUCCAUCAUUGAAAAGCUUGAAAAGGGGAAGCUCAAGGAAACCACUGAGCUGAACCGAUUCGAAGAACAAACUGAUUCUGAUAGUGAUGAUGAAGAUGUUGAUGCUUAUCAGAAGAAGUUUGAAGAUUUUGAAAAGAAGUUCAGUAGGCAUGAAGAAAUGAUUCAGAGUUUCACCGAUGCUGAUACGCUUGAUGAUGCUUUUAAAUGGAUGCACAAAAUUGAUAAGUUUGAGGAAAAACAUUUUAAGCUUCGUUCUGAAUAUAGGGUUAUUGGGGAACUCAUGAAUCGCCUCAAAGUUGUAACUGAUCAAAAGGAUAGGUUCAUUCUGCAGCAGAAGCUUAACAGGGCUUUGAGAUUGGUGCAAUGGGAGGAAGCUUAUGAUCUAGAUAACCCUGCCAAUUACGGUCUCAUUCAACAUGAACAGGUGGGGCCUAACGUGGAUACCUUGCAACAAUCUGGAUUUGAAAAGGAGAAUAAACCUGCACAAGGAGAGGAAGAUGCUGCAGCUGCUGACAGCGACGAUGAAGAAGAAUUUGAUGACAUGAAAGAAAAAGACAAUAUAAUACUGGCCAAACUUGAUGUUAUUGACAAGAAGCUCGAGGAGAAGCUAGCCGAACUUGAGUAUACGUUUGGAAGGAAGGGCAAAGCUGAAGCAGGUACCGCAAGGCUGUUCCGGAUGAGCAACUCAGUAGGAGAUGGCAAUAAACUUCACUUCACACCUGACGACGUUAGUGACACACUGCCUGUACCGGCUGAUAGCAACGUGCAUAAUUCUUUUCCCUCGAUUCAUGUCUUGGAGUCCAAAGAUUCUGGAAAGUUUGCUGCUGCAUUGACUGAUCCAGUCUCAAUCUUUGCUUCAAAACGGACAGUUAAUUCCUUAUUACUUUCUGAGCUUCUUGAGCAAUUGAAAGGAUGGAUGGAUUCAACCUCUGGAGCCCGAUCAAUUCCUGUUUUGCAGCUUUUUCUAUAG
Messenger RNA from Lathyrus oleraceus (garden pea), 1421 nucleotides. RefSeq lists its product as uncharacterized. Lineage: Eukaryota; Viridiplantae; Streptophyta; Magnoliopsida; Fabales; Fabaceae. Gene Ontology annotation, cellular component: ribosome. The transcript has a single exon. The record is from RefSeq and is a predicted model, not a curated record. Bases 153 to 1421 code for a protein of 422 amino acids. Gene Ontology annotation, molecular function: RNA binding; structural constituent of ribosome. Gene Ontology annotation, biological process: translation.